Molecule: messenger RNA, 1784 nt
Organism: Physcomitrium patens
Lineage: Eukaryota; Viridiplantae; Streptophyta; Bryopsida; Funariales; Funariaceae
Molecular function (GO): DNA binding; protein dimerization activity
Source: RefSeq, a predicted model, not a curated record
CAAAAAGAAAAAUUAUAACACACUUAUAUUUUGUGAAAGAAAGAAAGAAAUAAAAUAUAUAUAGUUCACAAAUUGAACUUCAAUACAUACAUUGUUCGAUACAUUAUUUAAAUCUAGAGUUUCACAUUGUGGUUGGUAGAUUAAUUGGAUGAUGCAUAGUAUAAUUCUAGGGUGUGGAUGUGUAGUGUAUUUUUAUAACGUAGUUCUGCAGAUGACUUCGUGGUUCAUUGUAUAGUUCCUGAACUAGUUAGAUUCUCUCAGUUUACUGAAGGUUAAGUUAAUGAUUCCUGAACUGCAGUUAGAUUCUUUCAGUUUACUGGUCUAUUUUUGCAUUAUAAUAAAUACAACUCAUAUGGUAUGUUGAUUUCAUAUUAAUUCAUUAUUUGAAUAUUUGAUUUUAGUUAAGGUUUUCAUCUUUGAUCAGAGUGGAUCAUGAAACAAUCAGAAAAGCAAACCGUAGAUUUACAGGCCAGAGGUCUUGGCAGGGACCACCACAAGUUAAGUGAAUGGUGACAUCUGUGCAUAGAAAUACAGAUUGAGAAAGUUGCGCAAUGUGAUUAGUGCAGUGUUCUGCGCAGCCUUCUCAUUCUUGUUUCCUUUUACUUCAGCGGCAAGAGAACUCCACUGCUAUUUAUCGAUUAAAGUAAAAUAAGAUCUAUAUGUAGAGAGCAACACCCAAACCCGGAAGGUUUCUAUGAGUGUUUUCUUCGAAGUAAUUGAAGUGAUUCCUUCAACUAUUUCAGGCGGGCACACAGGCGGAGUGUUGUUUUUUCAUUUUUUUAUUUUUUAUUUAUUUUUUGCAAAAUAAAAUAAGUGGAUUGUUUUAAGCGGUGCAUCCCAAAAGAAGAGACGGUAGUACAAGAAAAAUAUAACGCGAUGGGGCGCUUGAAGAUAGAUGUGGACAAGAAGCGACCAGCUUCGAAGAUCAAUUCAACGUUUUCGAAACGGAAAGAUGGACUAAUGAACAAGGCAAAGCAGAUGGGUAGCUUGUGCGACGUGGACGUGGCGUUGAUAGUAUUCUGCCCCAGAGGAGAUGAUGUGAUCGAUGUGUCGCACGGGGGCACCAUUGAUGAAGUGUACCAAAGAUAUGUGCGUUUCAGGCAGCGCCACAACCGACCACAACAGCUCGUCUACAGGCCCAGGACUGGACCGCGUGGUCAUCAAGAAGCACCUGACCCACACCCCGCAGGUAAUGUGCACUCCCUCAAUCUACCUGGACCGGCACACGAUCUGGAUGGACCAUACGGGCUCUUUCCAGACGCAGCAGCAGGGGGAGGAGGAGAAAGAGGAGGAGGAGACGGAGAAGGCAGAGGUGGAGCAGAACUGCAGGCUGGGGGGAUUCCGCUGAGCCCGAAUGAGGCGUUCGAGCUGUAUCUGAACCUGAAGGCGCAGAUGGAGACGGUGAGCCAGUACCUGGACUUGCAGCACCGACAGCAGGUAAACCAGCAGCAGGCUCUCCCUCCUCCUCCUCCUCAUCCGUUCCCUCCCAUGCAGCAACAACAGCAGCACCUCCCCCAGGAUGUCAUGGCUCCCCCGCACCACUUCCUCCCCAACCCCCCUCCCUUCAACGCCGACGCCCUGUUCCACAACCCCAAUCCCUUUCCCAACUGAACCUCCUCUCGUCUCCCCCACCUCCUCCGUCUCCUUCGUCUCCAUCUCCUGCGUCUGGGAUUGUGCUGGUAUGCAUUGUGUAGGCAUGCCAUUGAUUGGUUGGUUUUAGAUAGAAUACAUGUGAACUCUACACAAUUUUGUAUUAAAACAUCCUUUUGGGUUCUACCAUUCAA